AUGCUGUCCCGCAACUCUGCCCGCACUGCCCAGCGCCUCCUUAGGGCCGCUGCCCAACCCCAGCAACGUCUCAACGUUGCGCGCACCUUUGCUAGCGUCAGCGACACCCCCGCGCAAUCCCUCCAGUCCGACCUCUUCAAGCCCACCAAGUACGGUGGCAAGUACACCGUCACCCUCAUCCCCGGAGACGGCAUUGGCGCCGAGGUUGCCGAGAGUGUCAAGGCCAUCUUCAAGGCGGACAAUGUGCCCAUCACAUGGGAGCAGAUCGAGGUGUCAGGUCUGCAGGACGCAACCCCCACGGGCCGCACAGAGGAGAAGUUCCAGGAAGCCGUUGCUUCGCUCAGGCGAAACAAGCUAGGUCUGAAGGGCAUUCUGCACACCCCCAUCACCCGGUCCGGCCACCAGAGCUUCAACGUCGCCCUGCGCCAGGAGCUCGACAUCUAUGCCUCGGUCUCGCUGGUCAAGAACAUCCCCGGCCUGAAGACGCGCCAUGACAACAUCGACCUCUGCAUCAUCCGUGAGAACACCGAGGGCGAGUACAGUGGUCUCGAGCACCAGAGCGUUCCCGGCGUCGUCGAGUCGCUCAAGAUCAUCACCCGGGCCAAGUCGGAGCGCAUCGCCAAGUUCGCCUUCAGCUUCGCCCUUGCCAACAACCGCAAGAAGGUCACCUGCAUCCACAAGGCCAACAUCAUGAAGCUGGCCGACGGUCUCUUCCGCGGCACCUUCAACAGGCUGGCCAAGGACUACCCGCAGCUGGAAUGCACUGACAUGAUCGUCGACAACGCCUCUAUGCAGUGCGUCGGCCGGCCCCAGCAGUUCGACGUCAUGGUCAUGCCUAACCUGUACGGUGGCAUCCUGUCCAACAUUGCCGCCGCGCUUGUUGGCGGCCCCGGCGUCGUUCCAGGGUGCAACAUGGGCCGUGACGUCGCCGUCUUCGAGCCUGGUUGCAGGCACGUCGGUCUUGACAUCAAGGGCAAGGACCAGGCCAACCCCACCGCCCUUCUCCUCAGUGGCACCAUGCUGUUGCGUCACCUCGGCCUUGAUGACCACGCUAACCGCAUCUCCAACGCCGUCUACGACGUGAUUGCUCAGGGCAAUGUCCGGACCCCCGACAUGGGCGGCCAGGCCACCAACCAAGAAUUCACCCGGGCCAUUCUCAGCUCGAUGGAGAAGGCUCUCUAA
This is a messenger RNA of Chaetomium fimeti, 1182 nucleotides long. RefSeq lists its product as uncharacterized. Bases 1 to 1182 code for a protein of 393 amino acids. The transcript is spliced from 3 exons. The record is from RefSeq and is a predicted model, not a curated record. NCBI's taxonomy places the organism in Eukaryota, Fungi, Ascomycota, Sordariomycetes, Sordariales, Chaetomiaceae. Gene Ontology annotation, molecular function: isocitrate dehydrogenase (NAD+) activity; magnesium ion binding; NAD binding. Gene Ontology annotation, biological process: tricarboxylic acid cycle; isocitrate metabolic process. Gene Ontology annotation, cellular component: mitochondrion.